AUGGCCGGGGCCACCCCCGCUGCCCCGCUCCGCCUUAAGGCGGGCCUGGCAGCCCCCGCCCUGCCCGCCGCGAUGCUGCCCGCCCGCCGCCGGGGCCGGCUGGGGCUCGCGGACCGCGCCCUGCGGGGCGGCCUCGCCUUCUACGUAGUGUGGGGUCUGCGGGAGCCGCCGCGGCGCCUCGGGAGUCAGUCCAGCAAGAUGGGUUUCCAGGCUUGGCUGCCCCUGCCGUUGCCAAAGCAGCUGGUGGUGUUCAGCCUGGGAGACUGGAGCUGUUACUCUCCAGACACGAGCAUUGCAGUGGACUUGCUGGUGUCCCCAGGCAUUGCACCACAGCACAUUGGCAUGCUGGAGCCCACACGCAGGUCUCUGGUGUGGGAAGAUGACUGGAGAAUGGAUAUUUUCAUGGCCUCAUUGAAAGAGAUGGACAAAGGCAAUCCUGUGAGGCUUGUCCUGACUGUCAAUGGACAGCUGCUCCGAGGUGUCUCCAGCAGUACACCUGUCCACCCCUUCCUUGUCCCAGAGACUACCCAGUCACCAGUGCUUCCAGCAGAUGACAGACCUGUUGGCCAGGACCUGCAGGAUCCAAUUGCGGUUAAGAGCCAGAGCUCAGAGGUAGCUGCUAGAGGAUCCAGGCCUGGGAGGAAGGAUGUCCAUGUGCCACUGAGGGCCUUGGUAGUACCCUAUGCCCUGAAGCCAUCAUCUGGCAAGGUGGAAUCCAGUGAGACUUGGAGGAAGAGUCCUGUCCAAGGACCACCAAGAGUCCAUUCCAAGAGGCCCAGGAAAGUUUUAUUUGAACCCACAGCAUCUGAGAGAGAUCUUGAUGAAGAAGGCUAUCUCUGUGUUCCCUCUGCAGAUCUGGCUGUGAAGGAGUUGCAAGGCAGUCCCAGCCCUCGGUGGUGCCAUGCCAUGUGCCUCAGUGACCUGGGGACAGCUGUUCUGAUUGGUGGAGAAGGUGUCGAUCAGCAGUCCUGCAAGGAUGUGCUCUGGAAGCUGGAAAUUGAGAGUGAUUUGUGGGAGCAACUUCCAGUGGGUUUCCAGCUACAAAACACCAUGUCAUCAUGCUUGCAUGGUCACACAGCUACCUAUGACCCUGACACCAAGCGCAUCUACAUCUUUGGGGGCAUAAGGGAGGACAAAGACUACAGCAGCAUCUACAUUCUGGACACAGUCACCUGGAAAUGGCUCCUCGUGGCUGCCAAAGGGAAGAUACCGGUGCUCACUUACCACAGUGCAACUAUCUACCAAAAGGAGCUCUUUGUUUUUGGAGGAACUUUCCCCAAAAAGGCAUCACUGGCAGUUGGACCCUGCAGCAACAUGCUCUAUGUCUUCAAUCCAGAACAUGAAAUUUGGUAUCAGCCCAUCUCAGAAGGGGAGAAGCCUCUGCCUAGGCUUGGGCAUUCAGCUACUCUACUGAAAAACAAGCUGCUGAUUUUUGGGGGUCGGAGGACUUCUCUCUACCUCAGUGACAUGCACGUUCUGGAUCUGGGUUUCAUGGAGUACACACCAGUCCCUCUCCUUGCAGGACAGCCUUCUGCACGUUGUUUUCAUGCAGCUCUGGCUGUUUCAGACCAGAAGGUUCUGAUCAGUGGAGGCUGCAAUGCCAUGGGAGCCCUGCACGAUGCCUUUGUCUUCUGCCUAGAUACUCUUUCAUGGAGCACAGUGAUCCACCGUGACCUCUGCUCUGUGCCCCGAGCUGGCCACACAUUGCUUAACCUGACUCCCGCCCACCUGAUGGAUGUGGACAAGGAGAACAAAGAGGAGCACAACCUGCAUACGGUGUUGGUCUUUGGGGGCUCCAACUGUGCAGGAACCUUUUACAACAGCACAGUCAAGAUCAAGCUGGACCUAGGAUAAUGCACAAUACUCAGAAUGAGCCUGAACAGCAAGGGCUCUUCACCAGCCUAAAUACAGACAUGGAUGGCAAUAAAUGAAUCCAAGCAAUGUUGCGGUCCAAUUAUCUGUGUGUAGGUGGAUGCUACCUUGGCACAAGAGAUUAGGGGUUUGUAACAUCUUUCUGAAGGCUGUGGGUAUCUUAGGGUAGCUGAUAUACAGUAUCAGACUGGCAGAAGUUCCAUCCCCUAUGGAUGGCUUGGUACCUGGGCUCGGGUGCCAAAAUAUUCAGUGAGAUCUGAUCUAAGCCUGCAC
Messenger RNA from Empidonax traillii (willow flycatcher), 2145 nucleotides. RefSeq lists its product as uncharacterized. The transcript is spliced from 13 exons. The record is from RefSeq and is a predicted model, not a curated record. Lineage: Eukaryota; Metazoa; Chordata; Aves; Passeriformes; Tyrannidae. The coding region runs from base 1 to 1854 and encodes 617 amino acids. Gene Ontology annotation, molecular function: protein binding.